This is a messenger RNA of Paramecium octaurelia, 895 nucleotides long. The record is from the annotation of a GenBank genome assembly. Lineage: Eukaryota; Ciliophora; Oligohymenophorea; Peniculida; Parameciidae.
AUGAGAAAUAACAGCUAGUAAAAGGAGAGUAUUUCGUAAUUAAAGGAAGUAAUUAAAUUAAUUUAAUUUCAAGAUAAUUCACAAAUUGUAGCAGAGAGAGGCUUCUUAGAGGUUUGAAAUAGCGAAAUUAAAGAAAUUAUUAGUUGAGAGAAAUUAAGAAUAUAAGUUAGUAUCAGAUUAAUUGUAAGAACUAUAAAGAAUUUAGCAAAGAGUAAUAAAAAUGGUAUUAUCGAUAGGAUAAUCAAUAUAUACUAAAAAUAGACAACUAUGUUUCUAAUUUGAAAAAGAAGCUGUAAAAAGCAAACAUCAAAAUUGAAUCACUCGAAUCAAAGUUCUCCUCCUCGAGAGUUAAAUAAAAUAUAUCAAAUGACGAUUCCUUUAAUGGAAAUGACUCUUUUUAAACAGAGCCUGCCACCAUUUCCACUAAAUAGCCAAUCCUUAAAUAAACAUCUAAUCGUUCAAAUUAACCUUAUUCUGUUAAUAAACCAAAAUUAAUUUGUAAACCUAUUAAGGUGUAAUUACCCUAUCCAAACACUAGUUUCACAGAGAAUUAAGAAAUAUCAGAAAAUAACUCUCUCAUUAAGCCAAGAGCAUUAUAAGAAUAGAUUCUUAACAGAAUUCUAGAUGAUGAAGAAUUCAUAAAUAGUUUCUCUCAUUAAUGUGGAUAAAUGCAGACAGAUUUGUUCUCCUAUUACAAAAAUUAGACUCAACCUCUUAGUUUUGGAUGUAAUUCAAGAUAGAGUAAUUUCAGUUUUGCAAAUAGCGAAAAAAAGUAGAAUCAGAAUGAUAAGUAAUAGAAACAAUCUAAUCGAUAAUGUAUGCAUAUUUAAUUAAAGUUUUAGAUCAUUCUAUGUCUAUUGACGAGAAGGAAAACCAUAAUAAAUAUUUUAAUUGA